GACAUCAUAUUCCAAAUAAUAAUAUAUACUGUUAUAUUAUUAGAAGCGCAGCAAUAUAUAAUAUAGGCGUAAUAAUAAUGAGGUCGGCAGCAGCAGCUUUGGCGAAGGUGGCGCUCUGGGUAUCCCUCGCCGCCGCCGCCGCCGCCGCAAACACGGACGCUUCCUGGUGGGCCUACACGCACGUCCACGUGGUGAACGAAUUCGGCGGCGGCCGGGUGCUGACGGUGCACUGCAAGUCGAGGGAUGACGACAUGGGAACGCACUGGGUUGGGCCCAACUCGGAGUACGAGUGGAGGUUCCGGCCCAGCAUCUUCGGGAACACGCUGUUUUGGUGCCACGUUUGGAAGGGCGGCAGCCAGAUCGUCUACGACGCCUAUUACGCCGACGACGACAAGCUGUACGACAGGGUCUACAUGGACAACUCGUACUGGGUUGUUAAAGACGACGGCCUUUAUUUGCGUCAGUUUUGGAAAGGGAUAGACGUCUUCUGGCGCCCAUGGCCUUGAUCAUAUAUUCAUGCAGCUCUAGGGUUUCCCACUUUAGUUUAGCCGUAUUUUUCUGUGUGGCGUCGGGUCGGGUCGUUCUAGCCUUCUGUUUUUUCAAUAUUUAGUUCCUGUGUUAGAAGGAAGAAAUGGGGGUCGAUCAAUAGAUGGUAGCUAUAAUUAGUCGAUAAUAGAUGAUGGUGUUGUUAGCUAGCUAGCUAGCUAGGAAUCUUUGAUCAUUUUUCAAUUCAGUGUUAUGAAUAAAUAAAAUGGGAUUGAAAUUUGUGGUAGUUUGUUCCUGUUAUUCAUGAGACGAAUAUCUGUUAGUGGAAAGAGGUGUUUAAUUCGGCAUAUUUUUUCUUUUGGGGAAUAUAUAAUCCAAUUGAUGUGGAGAUCGGUAGCUAUAUGGGCUAUGUGAUUAAUAUUCGAUAUUCUACAAAUAUUCUUGCUGAUUUCUCCAACAGAAAAUCUACAAGAAGGUUAUUCCUGGAAAAAGAAAAUGCUAAUUCCACUAGAAGAUCACAACUAUAAGAAAAAUGUCGAUUUUGUCAUAAAAUUACUAGCAUGAAUUAUGAGACUUUUGGGACAUUUAUGUCCUGGCGAUUUUAUUGACUGUUAAAGAUAACGGUUAAAGAGACGGUGGUCAAAACGACGUUGACUUAUGAUGAGGUCGCAAACGUGGUUGACAAGUAGAUGCCAUGUCAUUGAUGAUUGAUUUUUUUUAUUUAGAAUAAAAUACAAACAAAACAAAAAAUCAUUCUUCUAUCCUCGGCGUCCUCACAAUCUCCUCCCAAUCACUAUCGAACAUCGCCACCUCCAUACUUGACCAAGUCUCUCUCCCUCUCUCUUCAAAGAAAUGGGAAAAAAUUACUAUGUUUGGGAGGGCCAUGGCCGUCUUGAGGUCCAUGGAUGACUCGCAAGAGGGCCCAUGGACAUGACUGAGAAGUCCAUUUAGGCAAAACAAGAGGACCCUGGGAAAGAUUGAAAAAUACUAAGUUCGAAAAAGAUAAGUCGUAACACAAGAGGGACCAUGGUCGCGAAUGAAGAGGUCAUGCCAUGACAAGUCUCAUGACCAAGACCGAACGCCCAAAAAUAUACUACGUCUGGGAACCAUGGCUGUCUUGCGACAGGGGUCGUGGCCAUGACUGAGAGGUCCACGGCUGUGUCGCAAGAGGGGCCAUGGUAUGACUGAGAAGGGCAUAGUCGUCCAUCAUUAUAUCACUAAUCAUGCGGAUACGUUCCAAGAGGUCCAUGACCGUGAGACAAGAGGGUCAUGGACAUGAGUAAGAAGUCCUUGUCCACGAGGUAAAAGGACCACGACCUCCUUUGCGAGACACCGCAUGCUCAUCAAAACACUAAUGUGGCACAAGAUUUGGAACAAUACUAGGCGAGACAAGCUACACUCAAAGUCCAACAAUAAUUCCAAGAGAUGCACUUAGGUGGUUGAAGGAGUAACCACCACUCCAAAAAAGAGGAGCGGUUCUUUGUAGCAGUUAUUCAAGAAGUAGUUUUCUACGACAAUUAUCUUCGUAUAAGUUAUAACUAUAAAUAUGAGGAAGGGUCGACGGAGAGAGGGUUUCCAAAACUAUACAGCUUACGCCUACAUCAAGUUUUUAUCUCUUCACUGCAAAUGUAGUCAUAGUCAUAGUCAUAAUUUGGAACUCUCGUUGAACCUCCAUAGGAGUAGGAGUAACUUAAUUUAGUAUUCAUUCCAAAAAACAUCAAUCAAACACCCUCGUUUGAACUUUGUUUGAAAAGGUGUGAGUCGUGUCUUAGUAAUCAUUUGGUAAGAAGUCAAAGGUUCAUUAAUCUCAAUUUUACGCAAGUUUUCCCGUCAGAAAAUAAAUUGGCACACUUGGUGGGACAACGGUGUUUGAUUUGAUAGCUCAAAGACGGAGGAACCAUUAAGGUGAUGCUCCACCUGGGUUUGUGGAAAAUCAAGUUAAAGAAGUUGGUGUCGGAGACAAUGACAGGAUGGAGCAUCUCCAGGUGCCGACUCUAAAAUAUGAACUUAGACGUACUCACCACUAUUGGGUCACUUCACCAAUUUAUUGAGGAAGCUUUGGAAAGAGACACACUUCAGGCCAAUUCUUAAAAUUUUGGUUGUGAAACCCUUGCUUCAUCUUCAUUUCUCCUAUUUAUAGCCAUCAAGUGUAAUUGCCUCUUUGUAACCGCUUCUCUACUACUUGGUGCUUGAUGUAGCUUGAUUGACACCCUUGCUUCCAUGCAUACCACUUGAUACAUUGACGACUUAACUUGAUAAGUAUCUUCCUUGCUGGCUUGUCUUGUACCCUACUAGGUAUGCUCGUGCCUAGCAUGCUUGCCUGCUUGGGUGUGCAUGAUGCCAUACUUGGUACCCUGGUGCUUGGUAGGAAGGCAAGGAAGAGUUUCCAUAUUUAACCAAUUUUCACCCCACUUUAUUGCAUCAUACUUGACUAUGUAUUUGCUUGAUAAGUGAGCGGCGAGGGGGUUGACCCCUUGAUGAGCGGCAUCAUGCUUUUAGUGUCUUGAAAAGGGAUACCCAUGCACUAACCAUGAUGGGUAGGCGACAAGGCAUACAUGCACUAACCUUCCUUGGAUAAAGUCAUGUUUGACACCCCCAAUGCUUGGUAGGUUCACAGCGAGCAUACAUGACAGCUGGAUAUGUGGACUUCUUGAUAGGAGAGCAGUGAGGCUUCUACACUUAGCCAAAUUCGACCCCUCUUAGAUGAUGUCAUGCUUGACACCCCCAAUGCUUGGUAGGUGGGCGAAAAACUUGACAACUAUGUACUUGAUUGGUGGAUGUUUGAUAGGUGGGUACUUGGGAUAUCCAUGCCGACCCUUCUUGCAUGAUGUCAUGCUUGAUGGUGGGUACUUGAGGGGUAGACGACGAUGCAUACACCAACAUCCACCCCUCCUUGAAUGACGUUAUGCUUGAAGUCUAGGUGCUCGGUAUGUGGUUACUUAGGUUAGAGUUGCAUGUACUGAGGUACCUGGCAUGAUGAUAUGAGUAGCCCAAAAGUCUAUCUUAUAAUUACGCCUAACUUAGAUCAAUUUAAUUAAUAUGGUUAAGUUGGCCUUAUAAACCACUAAUUAUAAACCACUAAUCAAUGUGGUACCUAGUAAAGUUUUAGUGGUAAA
Linum trigynum is the source of this 3602-nucleotide messenger RNA. Lineage: Eukaryota; Viridiplantae; Streptophyta; Magnoliopsida; Malpighiales; Linaceae. The record is from the annotation of a GenBank genome assembly.